UCCCGGCUUCAAGACACUUGCUGUGCCGACUCCCCAACUCAUCCCAGCUGUCUGCAGCCGAGCUGGAGGAUCGCUGGAUGGAGGAAGCUUGAUGUUUCGGCCCUGAUACCUGUGUAUAAUUAAUACAUCCUAAAUGUCCUCUGGAAUUUUCAUUUUUUGGAGAUAACAGAUGUGGAUUUUUGAUACACAGCAGAAAUAUUUUGUGGUUACUUUUGGAAUUUAUAAGAAGAUCUGAAAAUAUACUUUAAGCUUGGAAAAAAAGACAUGCUUCCAAUAAAAAUGCUUCUCUUGAAGCGAACAUGCUGUCCUUCAAUGAACUUUUAUCGCCCAUGGGCAAUGGGUUGUGAUUCCUUACUGGAUCAGUUCGGCAACUGCUCCAAUGAGGACCAAAUAUUUGACGUUGUAGGAAAAAAUAAAGCCAAGCUUUCAGUGAAACAUGUCGGGCAUGCAAUACAUCUACUCUGGCAAUUUCAAAAAGAAAGGCCACAAAUGUUGAGGACUAUAGAUUUCGUUAGAAAACAUCCACAGUUCAUGGUUCUCCGUGUGUUAGCUGAAAACAAGAUUGAUCUGAUGGAUGAUGAAACAUUGGUGGACAUGUUAUACAAUGCACUGAGGUUGAAUGUUGAACCUCAUGAUUCAAUGAUACAACAAUUUAUGAUUGAGGCAUCAAGACGGAUCGAAAGGUUUGAUAUGGCUACAUUAUCCAAGUUUGCUGUGUGCCUGACUGAUCAACAUAUGUACCACUGUCCACUGAUGGGAAAAAUCACUGAUAUUGUUCACAGGAAGUUGGAAUAUAUACACGAUGCAAGAAUACUUUCAUCUUUAAUGUUAAGCAUCUCUGGAAUGGUCUCCACACAUCUUCGGAAUUGUCUGAUAGAAAAGGCAGAAUUUCUGUUGGACACCAAAGAUUCUCAAUUUAACAAUCCACGCCGAAUAGUACAAUUUCUACGCAACAUCAAGUUCAGUUAUCGUCCUUUGUUGGAAAAAUGCAACAAGAUUUUUCUUCAGAACAUAAAAAAUCUAGAUGCUGAUAACAUAAGUAUAAUCCUUGGAGUCUACCAGUCUUUACAUUUUAACAACUGUGACUUUCGCUUAGCUGCUAAAUGGAGACUGACUGAACUUAUGAAUGCACACAGUGACUCUGCCAGUUUUGCCAAGCUAUUUGCAGCAUUAGGACCUUUAUCUGGAUCAGUGAUUAGAGAAAGGCUUGAAUCUGCUACCUUGUUAAUGGUUGAUGAGUUUAGCCCUUCACAAACAUUAGCAGUUAUAGAGACCAUGGAAGAGAUGGAAUGCAGGAAUUCACAACUAAUUCAAAAAUUUGCAACCGCUUUGUACACACAAUUGGAUCAAUACAAGCCAGUGGAUAUUGCAAGAUUAACAAAGGCAUUGCUGUCACUUCGUUGUCAAAAUCCAGAGUUGUAUGCAGAAUUGAGGCGAAUGUUAACGAGUUAUCUUCACCGCAGUUUUAUCCCUUAUGAGGUGUCCAUGUUAACUCGGGUUCUCUCUCUCCUUCCUUCUGCACGGAUUGAUCACUUGAUCUCUACACGUAUCGAUGCUGUCUUGCCCCAGUGUAAUUUAAAUGACUUGAAUGCAUUGGCCAUUGCCAUCACCAAAUGGGUACGGAAUGGUUCCUUAUACCAACCUGGCACAGCAGCAGUGUACAUGAAACUACUACAGAAGCUGAAUAAGUGUGGUUUGGAAAGAUUGCAGAAGGCAGACAAUAUGGAUCUACUGAUGGAAGAGCUAAAAUACGUCUCUGGAGAAUGGUUUGAAGAAGUACUUUGCGAAGAAACAAUGACCACCUUAGAACGAUUAAUUGAUCAGGUGACUGAGUCCAAUGUUGUGGAAUUUGCCCUAUUUCUAACCAAAACAAGUUGCCUACACGCUGAUCUGCUGGACCAAAUAGCAUCUGUCACGCUUAAACAUAUCAACAAGAUCCAUUAUUCAGCCAUAUAUGCCACUCUACUUCCAUUCACUAUCUUGAAUUAUGAUCCUCCACAAGCUGAAGAGUUCUUUGAAUCCAGUAUACAGCAUAUCAGGCCUCAUUUGAAUUUAUGUGACCCUCAUCUUCUGGUCCUACUUGGUUACUCACUAGCUCUGGCAAGCUAUUUUCCUGAAGAUCUAAUUAAGACUAUUUUUUGUGUGGAUUUUCUAGCGAAGUUGGACUCUCAACUUGAUACGUUCCCUGAUGUUCUGAACAUGCGGAUCCGGUUACGUUUGAUGGAGCUGAACAGAGCUGUCUGUUUAGAGUGCCCGGAAUUCCAGACACCUUGGUUUCAUGACCGUUAUUGUCAGCAAUUACUAAAUAAAGGCAAUCCUUCUGUCAGUGCAAUCCAGCAGCAGAUUCAAGAAAUAUUGGAGCACUUAUUGGGAGGAAGUAUCUACUUCAAAACCUCUGUAUUUACCCCAUAUUAUUACUUAAUAGACUUUGAAUGUGUCCUUGACAAAUAUCAAAAGCCUCUUCCUUAUGUUGAUCAAAAUGUUAUGCUACUUUCUGAGAAGAGAAAAAUGUUUUGGGAACCAGACAACAAACAUAUUAAUGAGAAACAGCUAGUACCUGGAACACACAGGAUUGCUAUAGAUUUUCUUGACUCUAAAGCCUUCUGCAAGAACUCUCAUCACAUGAAAGGAGACACUGUUAUGAAAAAGAGACACUUGGAGAUUUUGGGAUACCAUGUAGUACAGAUCCCUCAUUUUCAAUGGAAUUCCAUGGAAUUAUCUACAAAGGAUGCAUGGGUAGAAUAUCUUAAACAAAAGAUAUUUACAAAAAAAUCUUGAAAUCAUGAAUCAAGUUUCAGAUCAGUUGUGGAAAUGUACUAAAUAUUGUAAUAAAGCAGAUUUAUUCUUGUAUUAAUUUUUAUUAUUUCUUAAACCCAAUUC
This is a messenger RNA of Hemiscyllium ocellatum (epaulette shark), 2880 nucleotides long. It is a transcript of the gene fastkd1, whose product is annotated as FAST kinase domains 1. Gene Ontology annotation, molecular function: RNA binding. The transcript is spliced from 15 exons. The record is from RefSeq and is a predicted model, not a curated record. The coding region runs from base 265 to 2778 and encodes 837 amino acids. Gene Ontology annotation, biological process: regulation of mitochondrial mRNA stability; mitochondrial RNA processing. Gene Ontology annotation, cellular component: ribonucleoprotein granule; mitochondrial matrix. Lineage: Eukaryota; Metazoa; Chordata; Chondrichthyes; Orectolobiformes; Hemiscylliidae.